AUGCAAACAGUUAAUGAUUUUUAUAAUGAUGAAAAUAUAAUAAAUAAUUUAAAUACAAAUUAUUCAUGUGAAUUAGCAGAAUUAGUUGAUAUGACUUUUGGUCCGAAACCGGAACCUGAACUUCAACGUUUAACAACUGCUCAAGUUACUGCAAUUGAUUCAUCUGGUCUACAUCUAUUAUGUAAUUAUCAUCGAUGGGAAACUGCAGAAAGAAAUGAUCGAAUGUUUCGUGAACAUACUGAUGAGACAACUCGAAUAUUUACAAUUCCAUUUCAAACGCAACCGCAUUCAAAAGAGCAACUUUUGAAAGUGAUUGAAAAGAUGAUAAAUGAUGCAAAAUUAAGUUAUUUAAAAGGUUUUGAAUGA
Messenger RNA from Adineta steineri, 366 nucleotides. The record is from the annotation of a GenBank genome assembly. Lineage: Eukaryota; Metazoa; Rotifera; Eurotatoria; Adinetida; Adinetidae.